AUGGACGGCAGCUGGCCGGGUGUGUUCUACACGAACCAGCCAGCGGAGUUGAUGGGCAACGGCAGUUGGCCGCUGCCGUCACCACCACUAUUGCAGCAGCAGCAGUGGUGUGAACCUCCUGUGGAGCGCGGUAGCUGCGGCGCUGAAGAGGAUACGUUGAUGGCGCGCAGCACGCCCAAUGUGUGCGGCGAUGUGUUCCUAUCCGCCGAGGAUGAGAAUGGCAACGACAACGAGGAGGAGGCGAGGACACAUCCGGCGGUAUACGUAUGCCCAGCUGCAGCUGAUGCCGCGCGAAAUUCAUCGCGUGAGUUGCUGCAGCUCUUGAUGAUGAGGGGAAGCGCGACACAACUCCCGCUGGCUGUGCAGCAGCAGCAGCAGCAACUGAGUGCUCCGCUCGCCAUCACGUGGCACACAACGCCGUCGCCGUCGUCUGGGCCAUCGUCUUUUGUGCCGCUUCCGCACAAAAAGCGCAUGCGCGAGGUGGCGGGAUUUGUGGACGCCACGUUGGACGAUGGUGCCGGCGCCGUGGCGAAGCGGUGGCGGGCUGAUGACCACGAAGUGAUGGUGGUGUCCAGGGAAGCAGAGCAGCAGCAGCAGCAGCAGAAGCCAUUUGUCUUGUGCUUGCUGCCGUUGGUGGAUCGUAAGCGGCGGCGCGAGGAGGUGGUGGAGCCAGUGGCGGCGACGGAAGCAUUGGUGGAUGCACCGUCGUUUGAGCAACAGCGGCGUCGCCGGCUUUAA
Messenger RNA from Trypanosoma grayi, 738 nucleotides. RefSeq lists its product as hypothetical. The record is from RefSeq and is a predicted model, not a curated record. NCBI's taxonomy places the organism in Eukaryota, Euglenozoa, Kinetoplastea, Trypanosomatida, Trypanosomatidae. The transcript has a single exon. The coding region runs from base 1 to 738 and encodes 245 amino acids.